AUGGGCUUGUGUCAGUCCGCUGAGGACAAGCAAUUGGCUCAAAAAAGUAAAGCUAUCGAUAAAGAGAUGAUGCAGGGUCACCUUGCUUCACAGAAAGUCGUCAAGUUGCUUCUAUUGGUAGGUUAUUGUGCAGAUGGUGCGGUAACACAUCAAGCAGCAGGUUUAGAAAAGGCAGACUGGUGUAUGAUGUGCAAUCGCGGUAUGCAAAAAUCAGCUCAACUUGACCGCAUAGCUCUGCGCUACGAAAGUGAUCAAAAUGAGGAGUGGAUUGAUAGGGGGUCCUCCACCGCACUUUCUCCGUGA
Strongylus vulgaris is the source of this 303-nucleotide messenger RNA. NCBI's taxonomy places the organism in Eukaryota, Metazoa, Nematoda, Chromadorea, Rhabditida, Strongylidae. The record is from the annotation of a GenBank genome assembly.